Messenger RNA from Telopea speciosissima, 799 nucleotides. Its product is annotated as galactinol synthase 2-like. Gene Ontology annotation, molecular function: glycosyltransferase activity. NCBI's taxonomy places the organism in Eukaryota, Viridiplantae, Streptophyta, Magnoliopsida, Proteales, Proteaceae. The transcript is spliced from 3 exons. The record is from RefSeq and is a predicted model, not a curated record. The coding region runs from base 140 to 784 and encodes 214 amino acids.
AUUCUCGAGUCUCAGGGAUGCAUCGUCAGAGAGAUUGAGCCGGUGUAUCCACCUGAGAAUCAAACUCAAUUCGCUAUGGCUUAUUACGUCAUCAAUUACUCCAAACUCCGUAUCUGGAAGGUUUGUGGAGUACACCAAGAUGGUAUACUUGGACGCGGAUAUUCAAGUAUACGAGAACAUAGAUCACCUUUUCGAUCUUCAAAAUGGAUACUUUCACGCAGUAAUGGAUUGUUUCUGCGAGAAGACGUGGAGCCACACUUCGCAGUACAAGAUUGGGUACUGCCAGCAGUGUCCGGACAAGGUCAAGUGGCCCGCCGAGAUGGGUUCACCACCUGCCCUUUACUUCAACGCCGGCAUGUUCGUGUUCGAGCCAAGCCUCUCCACCUGCGACGACCUCUUGAAGAAUCUCCAGGUCACACCUCCCACCGCUUUUGCAGAGCAGGACUAUCUCAAUAUGUUCUUCAAGGACACCUACAUGCCCAUCCCUCCAGUCUACAAUCUGGUCUUGGCCAUGUUAUGGCGUCACCCGGAGAAUGUCGAUUUGGAGAAUGUGAAAGUCAUCCAUUACUGUGCUGCGGGAUCAAAGCCAUGGAGGUACACGGGUAAGGAAGAGAACAUGGACAGAGAUGACAUAAAGAUGCUGGUAAAGAAGUGGUGGGAUAUUUACAAUGACGAGUCUUUGGAUUAUAGGAAGCCGGCAGAGGGUGAGGCCCGGCAGCCGCUCGUGGCUGCGUUGUCGGAGGUUGGCGUUGUCAAUUACAUUAAGGGGCCGUCGGCUGCUUAGGUUAGGGAUAUCCUA